CCUAAUUAAAAACCUAGAUAAUUUAAACGUAGGAUUUUGGCCAAAUUAUCUGUUUGACAAUGGAUUUAGAAUUUGUCAUCCGUGAUUUUAAAUUUUAAUGAAAAAUUGAAGUACCUGUUUUGCCCUUUUCUUCUUCGCUGACCCAAAUCCCUAACCCCCUACCUAUCUUUGCAUCGAGCCUUCUUCCUCCCUUGCGCUGAUCAGCGUAAUAAUCAAGACAGGAGAGAUGGAGGUGGCGCCACUCCCACCAUCCCCUCUCCAGCAGAGACAAAGGGGUUGCCAUUAAGUCUCGCCAACUACCCAAAAAUCAAAAUCCCAAUAUAACUACAACCAUGAUCUUCUUGUGCAAAUGGUAGAUCCGCAGAAACAGAGAAAGCCGCCAUCAACCAAGUCGUCGACGCCACCAUUCGUAAUCUCCCUCUCCCUACUGGACAGCUUCUUCCUCGUCACUGCUGAUGAUGUCGACGAUGUUGCCCCGUCGGAUGUCCUCAUGUCUUCUCCCUUGUAUCUCGCCACCGUCGGUUUCCACUUUGGCCUUUGGAUGGAUAAGCCAUGGCAUCAGAGGAUUCCCCCAUCUUCCUCGCCAGUCUCCGGCUUCCUCUCCAGUCUCCAUCGUGGGCGAUCGAUUAGGGUCCAAUCGAAGCUCCCCCAUUCUUGACGCUCGAUUCUAGAUCUGAAUUCUUCGCUGACUGGUGCAGGGGAAGAAGCACAGAGUGCGACGGAAGAAGAGGAGAAAGGAGAUGUGUCGGGGCGGUGGUGGAGGAGGAUGUGGUGGUGGUCGGAGAGCUUGCGUCGUCUUCUCCGAUCUCCUUCUCUCCCGCGUCCAACUCUGGCGAGAUUGCGCUGGGCACUGCGCAGUCACGCAGGGAUACGCUGGGAAGAAACAAAAAAAACAAGGCCGAAUUUU
Messenger RNA from Linum trigynum, 907 nucleotides. The record is from the annotation of a GenBank genome assembly. NCBI's taxonomy places the organism in Eukaryota, Viridiplantae, Streptophyta, Magnoliopsida, Malpighiales, Linaceae.